AUAUACUCCAAAGAAACCUACUAAAAUGAAUAAAAUAAUAUGGUAUCUUCUGAUGAUCACUUAUGUUAAGGUGGUCGAGUUCUGUUGUUCAAACAGAAGUUAUGUCGCAAGAUAUCUUAAGGUCUGUGGUCGGGUGAAAAACAGUGCUGUUAAAAUAUUUCAAAAAGUAUUUCUUGACCUCAGAUGUAUAUAUUGCAAUUUAUGUAACCUGCUGUAGAAUGACUAAGCUAGUUUAUUAUAUAUUGCAAUGAAUUUGAAAUGUAGCAUUUCUGGAAUUUCAUAGACAAACGUAGUUGUGUUUCAGCAUUGGAUAAAAUAUUAAAAGGAAAUACAAAUAUUACAACCUUUGUAGGAUUGGUAAAGCGUAGAAUCUGUAGUGACAAAUAUGGCCAUUAGAUGGGAAAUAUGUGGUAAUAAAUCAGGACACUGGGCAUUCUGGGACAAUAACUACACUAUAGCAACUCAGACACCAGAUCUUACCCAAUGUUUCCAGAACACUGUGCUUGCAUGGGUGCCCUGUGGGGCAUUGUGGCUGAGUGCCCCCUUCUAUAGUUAUGUCCUCCUGGGCAAGGACAGGAUAUGCAAGUCUUGGUGGCACAUGAGUCGGCUCAGUACAUGGAAAAUGUUCCUGGCCACCCUGUUGCUGCUACUUGCCUUAUUAGAUCUCUUCAAGACAGUGUCAGACAAUGCAGGGGGACUCCAAGCACCAACUGCCCUCCUUAUAACCCCAUUCAUUAGAGCAAUCACAAUGGCAUUGGCCAUAUUCUUCAUCUACCAGGAAUUCACGAAAGGCUUCAUAACAUCUGGUGUCAUGUUCAUCUUUUGGCUGCUAACAGUUGUCACGGCAAUAGUGCCCUUAAGGUCCUACAUUCUGCACAUAAAGGACGAUGUGGAGUUCAUGGACACAUUCCGUGAAGUGACUUUUUAUGUUGGCUUCAGCUUGUCUGUGAUCCAGUUUGUCCUUGUGCAGUUUGUUGACCUUGAAGCACAGGGGUUAACCUCCAAUGAGGAGCUACCAGAGGAAAGGCAGCCCUUGCUUUCUUCCACCAAAUCUACAGAUAGCAUCAAAUCUCAUCAGUUGGUAAAAGAGUAUCCUUGUCCACAAUUGACCAGCUCUUUCUUCUCAAGAUUGACAUUCUGGUGGUUCUCAAGGACGAUGAUUAUAACUGGUUGGAAGAAAACCCUUGUUUCAUCAGAUUUAUGGGAUUUAAGGCCUGCAGACAGAAGUUUGAAAAUUAUUAAUGAUUUUCAACAAGCUUGGAAGGAAGAAUUGGGAAAGGCAAAGAAAAAGCUGGAAAGUUCAUACAAGUAUGUGACUAAUGGCUACAACGUGAGACAGUCAGUUGGGACGUAUGAUAUUCCACCAAGUAUGCCCUCUCCAAACAUGUCUGAGGUGAAGGAUGAUGACAAGAAACUCAACCCCUCCCUAAUAUGGGCAUUGUGCCGAUCAUGCGGGUCAUGCUAUAUCAUCGCUGGUAUCGCCAUAUUUCUGUUCUGUAUUACUCAGGUUGCUAAACCUUUACUCUUGCAGUUGCUACUUGAUUUCAUUCAGUUUGAGACACAGUUUGAAUGGCAAGGCUACAUGAUUGCAGUCAUAAUGUUUGCCAACUCAAUGUUAUCAUCCAUACUUAUACAGAACCAUUUCUACAAUGCAUAUCUCUUUGGGCAGAGACUCAGGUCAGCGGUUACUGCAGCUGUCUACAGAAAAGCAUUAAAACUGACAAGUACAUCAAGGAAAACUGCUACUGUUGGUGAAAUAGUAAAUCUGAUGUCAGUGGAUGCCCAAAAACUUCAAGAUGCUCCAAAUCUCUUCCAUUAUCUCUGGUCCUCAUCUUUACUCAUUAUAGUUGUGACAGCCAUGCUGUGGCAGAUUCUUGGUGUAGCAGCCCUGGCUGGCUUGGUGAUCAUGUCUUUCAUAGCUCCAUUCAACACUGGAUAUGUCGGCUCAAAGAUCAAGGGACUCCAAACUAUACAAAUGAAGGAGAAGGAUGAGCGUAUUAAACUGACCAGUGAAAUACUCAAUGGAAUCAAGGUGCUGAAAAUGUAUGCCUGGGAACCAUCAUUCAGUUCCAAGAUCCUAAGCAUUCGUGAGAAAGAACUAAAAGUUUUACAAACAGCUGCUUUCUUGAAUGCUUGUACAACAAUAACUUUCUUUAUAGCACCAUAUUUGGUGUCAUUGUGCUGUUUUGCUGUUUAUGUGCUGUCUGAUCCUAAAAAUGUGUUAGAUGCUCAGAAAGCAUUUGUAUCAAUUGCAUUGGUAAACAUUCUCACUGAUCAGAUGUCAGCUCUUCCACAGGCUGUAUCUUUCAUGGUACAGGCAUUGGUAUCUUUGAAACGUAUAACCAAGUUUUUAAUGCUAGAAGAACAGGGUCCUGGUUAUGUCCAGAGAGAUGACCAUGCACGGGAAGCUGUCCAAGUGACCAAUGGCUAUUUCAGUUGGGAAAGGGACCAAAGUCCAACCUUGAAAAGGAUCAACUUGAAGGUGGCCCCAGGUAGUCUUAUUGCUGUAGUGGGUCAGGUGGGCUCUGGAAAGUCUUCUUUGAUGUCAGCCCUGCUUGGAGAAAUGUACAAAACUGAUGGCACUGUGAAUGUUAAGGGUAAAUUAGCAUAUGUCGCCCAGCAAGCAUGGAUUCAGAAUCUUACACUGAGAGACAACAUUCUCUUUGGCAAAGAUAUGAAUGUGAAGUUGUACCAGAGAAUCAUCAAUGCCUGUGCCCUGGGACCUGAUCUCAAAAUACUCACUGGUGGUGAUAUGACAGAGAUAGGAGAAAAAGGCUUAAAUCUGAGUGGGGGCCAAAAACAGAGGGUUAGUUUAGCAAGGGCAGUGUAUCAGGACCUGGACAUCUACCUGUUUGAUGAUCCCCUCAGUGCAGUUGAUGCCCAUGUUGGCAAACAUAUCUUUGAACAGGUGGUAGGGCCUACUGGAAUACUGCAUGAUAAGACCAGGAUCCUAGUGACCCAUAGUAUCAGUUUCCUAAAAGAUGUAGAUAAGAUAGUGGUACUGAAAGAUGGCCAUAUAUCUGAGAUGGACACUUAUGACAACCUACUGAAACAAUAUGGCGCAUUUGCCGACUUCAUCAAGACAUACCUGACUGAGAACCAGGAGGAGAUUGAAAGUAUGAGUGAAACAGACCCGGAAAGUGCAGCUGAAUUGCGCUUAUUGCGGCAGAGAGUAAAUGUAUUGUCUGGUGAAGAGAGUACUGAUAUGACAGAAAGUGAUGCAUCAGUUAUCAGACGACAAAGGCGAAAACACAGGAAGAACAGUAGAAAGUCUGACACCAGUGAUAGAGAGAGAUUGCAGAAGAAGCACUCAACUAAGGUGGAACAACUCAUAGAAGAGGAACAAGCUGAGAAAGGAUCAGUAAAACUCUCUGUGAUAAAGUACUAUGUGAAUGCUGGAGGAAAUGUAAUAACAGCAGUAGGAAUGACAGCACUUUUACUUUUCACAGCUGCUCAAGUGGGUACCAACUUCUGGUUAAGUGAGUGGAGUGGAGAUACCCUGGUGAAUGGCACACAAGACUUGGGCCUAAGGGACAUGCGACUUGGAGUUUAUGGUGCCCUUGGGGUUGGUCAAUGUCUCUCCAUUUUUGUACUGGCCAUAUGUGUUGCCUUUGGCAGUGUCUCAGCAUCUAGAAUUCUACACAAAAACCUACUCAACAACACAGUAAAAAACCCAAUGUCAUUUUUCGACACAACUCCAAUGGGUCGAAUUAUAAACCGAUUCUCAAAAGAAAUGGACAUAAUUGAUGUUAAUAUACCUCAAUAUGUGCAGCUGUGGUUGAUAGGAUUGUCACCAUUUAUGGCAACAUUGGUGGUGAUCAUAUACAGUACACCAAUAUUCCUGACUGUUGUUCUGCCAUUGGGGAUUAUCUUUGUUGCUGUACAGAGACUAUUCACCAGCACAGCAAGGCAGUUAAAGAGGAUUGAUUCCAUAAAACGGUCCCCUAUAUAUUCCCACUUUAGUGAAACCCUGACCGGAGUGUCAUCCAUAAGAGCCUAUAGACAGUCAGAGAGAUUUAUUGAGAAGUCUGAUAAACUGCUGGAUGAGAGUCAGAGUGCCUGGUAUGCUAUUCUUGUGGCAUAUAGAUGGAUCAGCAUGUACUUGAACAUAGUUGGCAGUUUUGUUGAACUGUUCGCUGCAGUGUUUGCUGUCAUGAGCAGAGGAACAAUCAGCGCUGGUCUUGCUGGCCUCUCUGUCUCUUAUUCUCAAAGAAUAAUGCUUGCGAUGAUAUUAAUGGUAAGAGCAGCUGGAGAACUAGAGACAUAUGUAGUAAGCGUGGAGAGAAUAAGGGAAUACUCACAGACACCUAAUGAGGCCCCGUGGCGUAAGAAAGGGAAGAAUCCCCCUAAGGGCUGGCCUCAUAAUGGUGUAGUUAAGUUCAAUGACUACAGCACCAGAUAUAGGCCUGGAUUGGAUUUAGUGGUCAAAGGAAUCACAGCUGAUGUCAACCCAGAUGAAAAGAUUGGAAUUGUAGGCAGAACAGGGGCAGGAAAGUCAUCACUUACAUUGGCAUUGUUCCGUAUUAUAGAGGCAGCUGGUGGUUCAAUUUGUAUUGAUGGUUUAGAUAUUGCGGACAUGGGCCUUCAUGAUGUGCGCCCUAAAAUAACCAUAAUCCCACAGGAUCCAGUGAUAUUCUCUGGCACCAUGCGAAUGAACUUGGAUCCAUCAGAUGAAUAUAGUGAUGACCAAAUUUGGCAAUCGCUUGAACAUGCACAUUUAAAGUCUUACAUAUCGGGCCAGAAUAAUGGACUUGACUUUGAAUGUGGAGAAGAGGGGUCCAAUCUUAGUGUGGGCCAAAGACAACUAGUGUGCUUAGCAAGGGCAUUGUUACGUAAGACAAAGAUCUUGGUGCUGGAUGAGGCUACAGCUGCAGUUGACUUGGAGACAGAUGACCUCAUACAAAACACAAUCCGCACAUCAUUCAAAGAUUGCACUGUUCUCACUAUAGCACACAGACUCAACACAAUCAUGGAUUAUGACAGAGUUAUGGUGCUGGAUGCUGGGAAACUUAAAGAAUAUGACAGUCCAUCUAAUCUUCUGAAGAACAAGCGUGGCAUCUUUUUUGGCAUGUCCAAAGAUGCUGGACUUAUAUAAGAUUCUUAUAGAAAAGAAAACUCAUUGUUUUCAUGGGUUUUUAUGUCUACUCAGUUUCAGGAGGACAAUUUAAUGGAUCAGUUUUAAUCAGGGAUGAUCCCUUGUAUGAAAAUCUCAAACUGAUUAGGUUUUAGGCAUUCUGGGUAAAUAUUGAUGGCCAUUUUUGAUUUUCCAUCAAAAAAUCUUCUCUGUAAA
This is a messenger RNA of Owenia fusiformis, 5290 nucleotides long. Lineage: Eukaryota; Metazoa; Annelida; Polychaeta; Sabellida; Oweniidae. The record is from the annotation of a GenBank genome assembly.